Molecule: messenger RNA, 2265 nt
Organism: Parnassius apollo (apollo)
Lineage: Eukaryota; Metazoa; Arthropoda; Insecta; Lepidoptera; Papilionidae
Source: the annotation of a GenBank genome assembly
AUGAAAUCAAUACAAGGCCUUUGCAUAUACCAAUUCCCAGGUGACCAAAAAGUCAAAGCUUGCAUAAUAGCUAAAAAUAAUUGUGGAACGUUAAUAGGUAUGACACAGUUUUCAACUUCUAACCUCUGCGUUGUCCAAAUGACAAUAGGCACAAGGAAAUUAUAUAUUGCAUCAGCAUACGUUGAGCCCCGAGACGAUGAACACGCAACACUUGAGCGCUUAGACGCCUUUCUUAAAUCAACCAAUGACUCUCAUCGUAUAAUAUGUGGCGAUUUUAAUGGUUGGCACCCACUAUGGGGUUGUGAAACAACUAACAAAAGAGGUCGCGAAGUGGCGGAACUUAUAAUAGGAAAUGAUAUGUAUAUUUGCAACCAAGGAAGCAUCCCAACGUUUGAAACCGUCACACAUGGUAGAAAUUGCUCCUCUAUUAUCGACAUAACUUUUGCCUCAGGGUCUAUAUACGAGAAAAUAAAUAGCUGGAAUGUUAACCUGGAGGCUUGUCCCUCAUCUCAACAUAAUUCUAUUGAAUUUACGCUCAACCUAUUUAACGUUAACACCACAAAAAGAAAAAACACAUCCACAUAUCUGUAUAAAAGUGAAAAAGCUAACUGGGCAGAGUUUAAGGCAGUCUUAGACCUCAAAAUGUGCAAUAACGGAUGCCUAGACGUAGAUAUUCCCACAUUAAAUACCAACGAAUUAGAAUCCUUUAUUACAAAAAUUAUCAGUACAAUCCAUGAAGCUUGUCGAGCAUCCAUGCCAAUGAAGAACAACGUCAUCCAAUGUAAACCCAUAUGGUGGACAGACAAAUUGGAAAAACUGAAAAAAGAUGUUAUCUCCCUCCAUCAUAAAAUUCAUCAUACCAAACGCAAAGGGCUUGCCCUGGACCAACUGUUAGAAGAAAGAAAUAGAAAAAAGAAAGAGUACGGGGAUGAGCUGCGGAGAACAUCAACAGAUAACUUUAGAGAAUUCUGUGAACGGCAAGGUAAGGAGAAUGUUUGGUCAGUUACCAACAGACUUUUAAAGGAGACAAAGUCUAAUUGCUCACCGAGUACUCUAAAAGUAGGAAACAGCUAUACUAAUGAUGAAAAAGAAACCGCAAAGGCACUACUAAAUCAUUUCUACCCUGAAGACAGUCCAGACUCUAAUCCCGCACAUGAACAACUCAGGAAAAAUCGCGAACUAUUUCCAAAAACAAAUGACGACCCUCCCUUUGUUAAAGAAGAAGUUAUAGAAUGCAUCCAAAACAUGAAUCCCAAACGAGCUCCUGGUUGUCACAUCCAAGCCUUUGCGGACGAUGUAUUGCUUAUUGCACACGCACACGAUAAAAACGAAUUAGAAGUUAUUACUAAUAAAGCACUAAGCGAAAUUGUACAAUGGGGAGAUAAAGUCAAACUCUCUUUUAGCCCUGAAAAGACACAGGCAAUCGCUUUCACCCCAAAAGCCAAACCAACCUGGGGUAUUCAACCUGAAAAUAUAAGCAUUAUUUAUCACCAAGUUAUCGAACCUAUUAUCACAUACGCUGCUGGUAUUUGGGGCCAUGCUGCAAAGAAAAAGAGUUGCAAGCGAUUGUUGGAAAAAACACAACGCUUGUUUGCGCUCAAAGCCAUCCGAGGCUUCCGUACAAUCUCUACGAAUGCUGCGCUAGCACUUUCCCAGUUCAUGCCUUUAGACUUAAAAGUUACAGAAAUAAAUCAAAUAGAAAACACUAGAAUUUCCGGAAUCACCCAAUAUCUACCCGAUGAUAUAACCCUUGAAAAGCCCACACCGAUUCAAAAUCUUCUACAUCCUGCUCUCAGAGUUAAAAUAGUGCCAGACAGUUUACAAACUUCAGAAGAAGACCCAAACAAUUUUACACAACCAAUUAAUAUAUACACAGACGGAAGUAAAUUGGAGAACGGAAGAGUGGGCGCCUCUUUUGUAGUUCUAUCGAAAAAUAAAAAUACAAUAACCAAAAAAUUUAAAUUACAUGAUAGCUGCACUGUAUUUCAGGCAGAGCUUUUUGCCAUCGAUAGAGCUUGUACGUGGUCUUUGAAGAGAAAUAUCAAAAAUAUAAAAAUUUUCACAGAUAGUAUGUCAUCAAUUCAAUCAAUAUGUAACCGCAGUAAUACUCACCCAAUAGUUGCAAAUAUUCAUAAAAACAUUAAGAAAAUAAGAGAAGAUGGAACAGUCGUAAUAACAUGGGUAAAAGGUCAUGCAGGCUGUGCCGGAAAUGAAGCAGCUGAUGCAGCUGCAAAAACGCGCAGCCAACUUAAAGAAAAAUUUUGA